Molecule: messenger RNA, 2378 nt
Organism: Dreissena polymorpha
Lineage: Eukaryota; Metazoa; Mollusca; Bivalvia; Myida; Dreissenidae
Exons: 4
Coding region: 125-592 (155 amino acids)
Source: RefSeq, a predicted model, not a curated record
AGUUAAUAUGUGCACUUGUUAAGGUUAACAACAGGUUCUUAAUAAGAUUGGCUUUAAUGUCUUGUAAUGUUAAUUGUUUAAAGAUUGUGUAAUAUUUUAUGACUGGAAAGGCUUUUAAUUCACUAUGUCAAGAUCAGUCAGUGAGAUGCAAGAUGAUUUACAGAAAAAUAAAGUACUCACCGGUUUAUUUGGUGUAACUUCUCUUGUCCUGCUUAUAUUCAGCGUCGUGGAGAAGUACAGUGUUUACGCGACCCUUACAAACUACACAGUUUGCGUUGGGAACGGAGUCCUGGGACUGUUGAUGACACUCUUGAUGACGUACAUUGUAGUUCGGACUGGGCAAUUAUCCGAAUCAAAUUAUGUGGUAUGGAUCAGCUUUGUGUACUAUUUUCGAAGCUGUCUGUUGGGAGCGCUGUUUGGUGCCAAUGUGUAUGGCACUGGUUUUGCUGCUGCUGGCGUAAUGUCUCCCAAUGCGCACACUCCAAACAUCGCGCUUUCAGUCAUAAUAGCUGUGACUUGUGUCAUUAUGCUCAUCGGAACAUGCGUGGUAACGGUUUUAACUUUAUUUCGAGGCGACGCCUCCCAGAAAUGAGACAAAGUGGAAAGCCGAACAUAGUGGAAAACUUCAGUAUGAUGCAAUUACUGAAAAAGAAGUUCAAAUUGUACAAAUGACAGCGAAGAUCUUCGUUAAACCAGACUAUGCUUAUGCAUGUUUUUGUAGUACGUAUGCGUUGUAACAUCUAUCUGACAGUUCUACAUGUAUGGUCAAGAAUCGAUACAUGUGUUGAAUACAUUGUUCGUCAAAAGUAUUGAUCCUGUUGUAAUUGCACAGAAAUUGUCAAUUAUAAUAAGAUAUUGUCAAUUAUAAUAACUUAUCUUUUUGGGAAGGGAUACCAAACAAACGGUAGCUUGCUUAAUUCCAAUAAAAUCUGACUGUUAAAACAUGACAUCUAUAUUUUUUCUCACUUUUCUAUAAUUUGUACAUAAAGUAAACGUGUCCAAUCAAACCCCUUUGAGGGUUAGCAUACAUUACGUAGUACAUUUGUUCGGUAACGACAUGAAUUGCUUUAUUUUAAAUGAUAUAAACGAGUUACAUAUCAUUAACACGUAUUUGCUUAUGUACCAAAACUAAGGCUUUAUUAAUAUUACAUAAAUAUGAGCCGUGCUCUGUGAAAAGGGGUUUAAUGCGAGUGCGUCAAGUGUCGUCCCUGAUUAGCCUGUGCAGUCCGACACACGGACGACUCUUUCCGCAUACACUUGAUUUUAUCUUAGAAGAGAUUUUCUGUAAACAGAAUAUAUCAUAAAAGCGAAAAGUGUCGUCCCUGAUUUGCCUGUGCGGACUGCACAGGCUAAAUUGGGACGAUGCUUUACGCACAUGCAUUAAACCCCUUUUUCACAGAUGGCGGCUCAUGUUUAUUUUUUGUAACACAGUCCGCAUUUGACAUAGUUCAGUUUUAUACUAUGCUGUCGAUUCUACACGCAUUGCAGGGAAACACCGGGUCAAACAAAAUUGCACAAAUACCACAAGACAUUUAUUAUUGGCGUCGCUCUGGAGAGCGGCGACUAGUAUGUAAUGCAUUUUUUUCGCUUAGGGGAGGAGAAGUUAUUUUACGGAUCAAUGUAUAUAUUUUUGUUUUAAGAAUAUCUUGCAUAGUGGUGAUUUUUUGUGUAAAUUAGUGUAAAUACGUACUGCAUUUUUGCCUAUUACAUUUAUUUCAACAUUUAUUGCCAAUAAUGUAAAGCUUAUUGUUCUAAUUAAUAACUGAUCCAAAACUGAUCACAGGGGAAAGAUCACAGGGACUGGGCAAAUACGCGAAACUUUCUGGUUUUGUAUAAAAACAAAACAUAAUCAAAAUAUAUUUAUUUUGUGUUUUUUCUAAUUUGCUUAUUUAGUGGAGAAUCAAUGUAGUACGAUAUUUGACGACCUAUCGAGCAAGCAAGUUUAUUGGAAGGCGUAGUGGUACGAUAACGUACAAUGUAUUAGUUUAUUAAUAGACAUAUAAUAACGAUCGCUAUACACAACUUAACAAAUAGCAGGACGUAAAUGAUGUCAGCCGGAAUAGCUCAGUUGGGAGAGCGUUAGACUGAAGUUGUGUAGGCAACAAUCAUCUAAAGGCCCCGGUUUAAUCCCGGGUUCCGGCACGAACGCAACAGUUCGGCGGCUGACAUUUUUUUUUCAGUCAGGUUAAUAAAUAUAAUAAAGCUUUAUUUUAUGUAGACAUUUUAAAAUCCAUUUUUCUACAAUUGGACAUUUUUAUUAAAAUUAAUGGAUGCCGCGUGGUGACCACGUUAAUUGAAUUUCUGACAUCACUUAAAUAUCUUAUAAAAAAUACACGUGUUUUUAUAUUUGCAAAUAAAUGCAAACAACACAUCUAUUA